CCACAUAAAUACACAGUUCAUACUGUAGAAGCACAGAUCUACUUUCACAUCUCAGACGCUCGAGUCAAGAAUACUCAUUGAUCAUGAAGCUGGCUGUCCUCCUCUGCGCAUCUGUGCUCCUCUGUUGGGCUGCUCUCGCCAGAGCAGAUACAACAGAGAUUGACUGUUCUCAGUAUGGAGAGACAUGCACUCGGGAGUUUAAUCCGGUGUGUGGUAAGGAUGGGAACACUUACCCAACUGAGUGUGUUCUCUGUGCAGAAAACAAGCUCCGGAACCAGAAUGUCCAGAUGGCGUAUAAGGGAAUUUGUAACCCUCAGUGAGCCCAUCGUAAAUCAGAGUGACACUAUAUAAAAUAUCAGGCAUUUAUAACACACGGCCACAGUUCUGGCCUUGCAAAUUGUGAUGUGAAGUCAAAAUAAUCAAAUUAAAGCUAAGCAUUCCA
This is a messenger RNA of Astyanax mexicanus (Mexican tetra), 442 nucleotides long. RefSeq names its product trypsin inhibitor ClTI-1-like. The coding region runs from base 84 to 320 and encodes 78 amino acids. The record is from RefSeq and is a predicted model, not a curated record. Gene Ontology annotation, molecular function: protein binding. Lineage: Eukaryota; Metazoa; Chordata; Actinopteri; Characiformes; Acestrorhamphidae. The transcript has 4 exons.